This is a messenger RNA of Sclerotinia borealis F-4128, 2700 nucleotides long. The record is from the annotation of a GenBank genome assembly. Lineage: Eukaryota; Fungi; Ascomycota; Leotiomycetes; Helotiales; Sclerotiniaceae.
AUGACUACCGCGAAAGAUGCACAGAUAUUUAUCGAAUGUAUAAGCAUGGCGAGUUCAUCUGCGGAUUAUUUCGCAACUCGGCGAUACCCCAAUUCAUCGUCGAGUCGCAGUCCACCACAUCACCCUUCAGCUGAAGAUGAUAGCGAUGACGAUGAUCUCCAAGCUGUACUUGCAGACGAUCCACUUCACGACGAAGAUGAUCCGAACAGAUUGUCUUUUAAGCGCAAGCAGAAACAACCUGCGAGCUCGAAUUUCCUAUCUGCUUUUGCGAGACCUGGUAGCGGACCUCAGUCGCGACAUAAUACACCAUCGCCCAAAGGUAGCAUCCCAAGCCCAGGGAAUGGUCGAGCAUACCCGUCAAAUAUACCAGUAGGAAGUAGUCAACAACAAAGUUCUACGCCUAAGGAUGGAGCGCCAUUGGAUUGGUACGUUGAAGGGCCAGGUCGACGGGUUGGAUAUGAGGAUAUGACAGCUAUUGAUUGGAUCUUCGAAUACACAAAAGAACGACAAAGGCUACGGAUAUUGUACUCUAGCGCAACAGGAUUGAUUGGAUAUGUGCAACAGCUUUUGGAUGCAAGUCAGAUAUGGAUAGUCCUUAUUCUGACGGGAUUGGCGGCGGGCGCAUUUGCAGCUGGGAUAGAUAUCGUCACGGAUUUCCUGGCAGAUUUAAAGACAGGCUAUUGUCGAGCUGGAGAAGAUGGAGGUCAUUUCUACCUAAACAAAUUCUUUUGCUGCUUCGGCUAUGACAGUGUCGCGCAGUGUCGCGAUUGGGUGCCGUGGAGUGUUGCGUCAAAUAUUGGUUCUGUGGGUGGGAAAUGGUUCAUAGAGUAUUUCUUUUUUAUAUUAUUCUCAUUAUCUUUUGCUUUUAUUUCCAGUGUUUUGGUGCAGGAAUAUGCUCUAUAUGCGAAGCAUAGUGGUAUCCCUGAGAUCAAAACUAUAUUGGGAGGCUUUGUAAUUCGACGUUUCAUGGGGAUCUGGACAUUGGUCAUAAAAUCCAUUGGACUGUGUCUAUCGGUCGCAUCUGGGAUGUGGCUUGGCAAAGAAGGUCCGCUUGUACAUGUAGCAUGUUGCUGUGCCAAUGUGUUCAUGAAAUUGUUUGUUAACAUCAAUGGCAACGAAGCCAGAAAACGUGAGGUACUCUCGGCUGCUGCCGCUGCUGGUAUAUCAGUCGCCUUUGGAUCUCCAAUUGGUGGUGUGCUCUUCAGUCUAGAGCAACUCUCAUAUUACUUUCCUGAUAAAACCAUGUGGCAAAGUUUUGUCUGUGCCAUGACAGCUGCCGUAACUUUACAAGCAUUCGAUCCUUUUAGAAGUGGAAAGCUUGUUUUAUAUCAGGUUACUUAUAGCACCGGUUGGCAUGGAUUUGAGAUGAUUCCAUAUGCUUUUCUGGGUGUUUUAGGUGGUAUCUACGGUGGCCUCUUCAUUAAAGUCAAUACAAGUAUUUUUCAAUGGAAGAAGACUGCUACUUGGCUUCCAGGUCCAAUAACACAGGUCAUGAUUGUUGCCACUUUGACCGCUCUAAUCAACUAUCCAAAUCUUUACAUGCGAGCUCAAUCGUCUGAGCUAGUUUUCUCCUUGUUUGCCGAGUGUUCAAAGCUUACCGAUGACCAAUUCGGAUUAUGCAAAACAGGAGCUGCUACUAUUGGAACAAUAUUUUUAUUACUAUUUGCAGCUGUACUUGGUUUCUUCUUAUCAUCAAUGACAUUUGGGUUACAAGUCCCAGCAGGAAUCAUAUUACCUUCAAUGGCAGUCGGAGCGCUCUUUGGUCGCGCCGUAGGUAUUCUUGUGGAAAUAUGGGUUCACAAUUUCCCAAACUUUUUCGCAUUCUCAUCUUGCGAGCCAGACUUUCCAUGUGUUACUCCUGGUACAUAUGCGAUCAUUGGAGCUGCUGCUGCUUUAGGUGGUGUAACCAGAAUGACGGUUUCGAUCGUUGUUAUCAUGUUCGAGCUUACCGGAGCUCUAACAUAUGUUUUACCCAUCAUGAUUGCUGUCAUGAUCAGCAAAUGGGUGGGUGAUGCUUUCGGAAAGCGUGGCAUAUACGAAAGUUGGAUCCAUCUGAAUGAAUAUCCAUUCUUGGAUAAUAGUGAUGAGACACCAAUACCUGAUGUAUCCGUUCGACAAAUUAUGACUCGGAUUGAAGAUCUUGUUGUGCUCACCGCUACCGGUCAUACAAUUGAAUCUUUGAACAACGUUUUGGCAAAUCAUCCAUAUCGUGGCUUUCCUGUGAUCUCAGAUCCUAGGGAAGCUAUACUGCUAGGAUAUAUAUCUCGAGCAGAACUUCAAUAUAACCUCAAAAUAUCCACACAACCACCUCGAUCACUCCCAUCCGAAACAGAAGCAUUCUUCUCACAUCAACCAUUUGCAGAUCCACGAACAACACUUGAUCUUCGACCAUGGAUGGAUCAGACACCUAUUACUUUACCUUCACGUUCAAACCUUCUUCUCACCGCCAACUAUUUUCAGAAACUGGGUGUUCGUUAUGUUCUCUUCUGCGAUCGAGGUAUAUUGCAAGGACUUUUAACAAAGAAAGACGUAUGGUACGUGUUGAAUGGCGCAGAAGAGACCAGGAGGACGAAUGGACAUGAUGAUAUGGGUAUGGAGACGGAACUAGAAGGAAGAGGAGAAAAUAGAGGGUUAUUGCAUGGUGAUGAAGAUGAUUUGGUACCACUCACACCUGCUCGUGAUGAUGCACCAAUGUUAUGA